This is a messenger RNA of Pelagomonas calceolata, 1432 nucleotides long. NCBI's taxonomy places the organism in Eukaryota, Pelagophyceae, Pelagomonadales, Pelagomonadaceae. The record is from the annotation of a GenBank genome assembly.
GACCGCGAGGCAGGGAGGGGGUGUCGCGGGUCGGGCGAAUUAGUAAUGUUAUCUGCUUGAUUCGCAGCGGAGUUGUGCGAGCCGUGCGAGCCGGUGACCCAGCAGACCACACCGCACAAUGCUGCGGGUCGUGCGCUGCUUGCGCUCCGCUGCUCGAAGCGCUCGCGCGCGGCCGCUGGGCGCGUCGUACGGCGUCGCGGCGGUCAAUCUGGGCUGCGCAAAGAGAUUCCGCGCCAGCGCCGCGGACGCCGCACGAAACGCGGCGGACGUGCGCGACCUGCUGCGGACGCGGCUCUCGUUGACCGAUGCGGAGGUGGACCGGAUGGUGCGGCAUCGGCCCCUGGGCGCCCUCGCGACCGUGGCGCCGAAGCUCGUCUGGCCGCAGCGACGCCUCGGUCUGGACGAGGCGCAGCUGAAGAAGGUCGUGUUGUUGAAUCCAUCGCUGCUAAGCAAAAGCAUCGAGGACAACCUGGCGCCAACGCUCGACUGGUUGCAGGCGCGUCUCGACCUGGAUGACGAGCAGCUGAGGAAGAUGAUUGUGGCGCUUCCGGCACUGCUGGGCUAUAGCGUCGAGGACAACGUGGAGCCGAAGCUUCAGUGGUUACAGCGGCGCCUCGAUCUGGACGAGGCGCAGUUGAGAAAGAUAGUGCGUUUGGAUCCGUCUCUGCUUAACAAAAGCGUCGAGGAAAACUUGGAGCCGAAGCUCUACUUCUUCGAGCGGGAGCUACUACACGGCUCGCGCGCAGAGCUGCGCGAUUGGGUGGUGAAAAAAUCACCCUGUCUUUCCUACAGCCUGACCAACCGCUACCGCCCGCGCCUCGAGGCGUGCCGCGCCGCCGGCGUCGACGCGAAACGCGUCCUCUCGUACGCCACGAACUCGGAUGAAAUCUUCUGCAAGCACACGGGCAUAGAUCCCGAGGACCUCACGGCGAUCCGCGAGAGCCAAACGCUCAUCCUCAACGACUUCUCGGCCGCGCGCGUCGUGCCGUGCGAGACGGGCGGCAAAGAGCUCGUCGCGUCCGGCGCUUUCCCGGCGGGCGCCGUAUUGUUUCGCUUCGCCGGCGAGCUGAGCCCGGUCAACAUCGGCGACCGGUCGCUGCAGGUCGGCCGCGCGGCGCACCUGCUGUCGGUGCCGCCGGAGGAGCCCUGGGUUUAUUUGAACCACUCGUUCGAGCCAACGGUCUCACUGAUUGUGGACCCGAUCACGCCCGUCGCCACGGCGCGGACCACGGAGGACUUGGUCGACGGCGCGGCGCUCACGAUCGACUACACGCUCCACGAGUGGGAGAUGAGUGGUGACGGCUUCGUCUGCAGCGAGUCCGGCCGACGCGUCCGCGGCUUCAAGCAUCUCACGGCGAGCGAGCGGGAGGCGGCGCUGCCCCGCGCGGCGCCGCACAUCCGGGAGAUGCACCUCGCCGCGGCGGAAGACUAA